AUGAAAUUAAAAGCCAAAGGUAAUGUGCUGUUUGACAAGGUAUCUCAGCAAUUAAACCUUGAAGAGAAGGAUUACUUUGGCGUUUAUUUCUUGGAUGCUGCAAACAACAAGAACUGGAUAUAUCCUUUGAAGUCGAUAAAACGCCAAUUGAAAGGAAAUGAACCAAACUUCUACUUUGGCGUAAAGUUUUACAGUAACAACCCAAGCCAGUUACAUGAGGAUAUAACAAGGUUGCCUUGCUCAUUUAACACUUACGCAUUGCUAGGUGCCUAUACAGUUCAAGCUGAGAUUGGUGAUUACGAUCCAGAAACUUGUAUUGGCAAUUACGUUAGUGAAUUCCAAGUUGCUCCAGAUGAUGUGCAGUCUGAAGAAUUGGAACAAAUAGUAAUGAAAUAUCACAAAGAAAUAGAAGGACAAACGCCCGCUGACGCUGAAGCUCAUUUCUUAGAAAAUUCUAAAAAAUUGGCACUUUAUGGUGUUGAAAAAUACUUUGCCUUUGACAACGAGGCUGUAAAGAUCGAAAUUGGCGUUUCUGCUAAUGGAUUAUACGUCUACCGUGAUCAACUGCGAAUCAACCGAUUUGCAUGGCCUCAAAUCUUGCAAAUCUUGUACAAGAAAAAGAAGUUCUACAUUAAAGUACGCCCUGCACAGAAUGAAAAUUAUGAAAAGAAGAUUGGAUUCCGCCUUGCAUCUGUUACCGAAGCUAAAAGACUGUGGAAAGUCUGUAUAGAAAAUCACGCCUUCUUUAGUGGUCGUACUCAACAUCAAGCUAAGAAUGCUAAUGAUAUCAACCGACCUCCACCUGAGUUUAACAGAACUUCUAGUAAAAGGUUGUCUUCACCACCACGCAUUGGAGGCGUUCCACCUAAGGAGGAAGAACCGGAAGAACCUGAAAACAGAGAAGAACAACCAGCUGAUGAGCAUGAAGCUGAAGAGCACUCUGAUAGAGAGGAGGCUGAAGAGAAACGUGACUCAGAUGCUAACGAAGACACUCCAAACGAAGAAGCACCAGCGGCAGAGGACGAAACUCCAGAAGACGACAAAAAAGAAGAAGAAGAAGAAGAACGUGAGGAACAGAACAAAGAGGAAGAAGCUGCGGCUCACGAAGAUGACGACGAAGGCCCACCUGACAUGUCAGUAACGACUGCCAGUGUCCAAGAGGAAGAUCAUGACCAUCAGGAAGAUUAAAAGUUAUAUUAUUGAAUAUAAAGAUCGUACGUUCUGGUUUGACCUGGUAUUCAUCGUUCUUGCCUAAUUAUCUUAAUUUUUAAUUAUCGUACUUUUAAAAAUGGCUAGAUAUUACAUUAUUGGUUUAUAUUGUAGCAGUGCGAAAACUCGUAAGGGAGUAUAUAGUACAGCCACGUAUAUUCAUGUAUUCAAAUGCUGCCUAGUACAUCGAUUUGACAUAUAUUUAGGAAUAGUUAAUGCUCUAUGAUGUAGUUAUAACUUGGAUUGCUAAGAGUAGUGACAAAAUAGGUGUAUAAUGAUUUGCUUGUGAUGUGUUUUAAGCAUCAGUAACUACGGUACCGUUUGUUCACAGUCGUAUUUUACACAGCAUGAAAAUGCCGAUAGUUGCUCAAGGCAAGUAUUUAUUUGUUUUUCCUCAUCUAGAUAAAUACUUUUGUUUCGGCAAUAAAGUACAUUAGCCUAAGGUUC
This is a messenger RNA of Trichoplax adhaerens, 1656 nucleotides long. RefSeq lists its product as hypothetical. Lineage: Eukaryota; Metazoa; Placozoa; Uniplacotomia; Trichoplacea; Trichoplacidae. The record is from RefSeq and is a predicted model, not a curated record. The coding region runs from base 1 to 1188 and encodes 395 amino acids. The transcript has 17 exons. Gene Ontology annotation, cellular component: cytoskeleton; plasma membrane.